Messenger RNA from Panicum virgatum (switchgrass), 599 nucleotides. RefSeq lists its product as uncharacterized. The transcript has 3 exons. Bases 115 to 324 code for a protein of 69 amino acids. Lineage: Eukaryota; Viridiplantae; Streptophyta; Magnoliopsida; Poales; Poaceae. The record is from RefSeq and is a predicted model, not a curated record.
AACGUUCCAUCCUAUCUGGCUCUCCGAACAAACGCACCCUAACCCGCUGCCUUGCCGUCACCUCAGCUCGCUCCGGCCACCCUGCCCUCGAGGAUUCACUUGGAGCGAACCGUCAUGGGGUUCGCGGGCUGGUACCUGAAGAUCGCGGCGGUCGGGGCCUCCAUAGGUGCCGCCAUGGAGCUCUUCAUGAUCCACACCGGCUUCUAUGAGAAGGUGACCGUCUUGGAGUCUGAAAAACGAGCUUGGGAAAGCAGUCCAGAGGCCCAGGCAAUGAGAGAAGCCCUGAAUCCAUGGCGCAAGCAUGAUGAACAACAGAAGAAAUAGUCAUGAGUUAUGUGUCCUGUCAAGUGUUUGCAUCCUCCAUUUAUAGACUCCUUGAAUGAGGUAACAUGCAUAUGAAUUGUUUGCACUUGUUGAAUUAUUUGUCCUAGAUCUUUGAAAUUUCUGGAUGCAUGGAUGGUACCUUCCUGUGAACUUUAAUAGGAAACUGUGAUAAACUUUUUCUCAAGAGGGAAAAAGUUGUUGAGGGAACAAUUAAGCUAAACUGUACACGUUCAGACUGGAUUUCACUUGUUAUAUUUUGUUUUAACAGCAUAUCA